CAAACACAUUCACAACUCCAUUAUAUUUCUUACUACUAUUCCCUUCAAUAUUUUUCUCCGUUUGAAAGAAUUUAAGUGUUGAUUUGCUACUUACUUCCAUACACUUAAUUCAGAUCUCGAGAUGAUGAAAGUAGUGCUGAAGUUGGAGUAUCUGGAUGAAAAAGUCAAGCAAAAGGUCAUGAAAAAAGUUUCUGUUGUGGAAGGGGUAGACUCAAUGUCGAUAGAUACAAAGGACAAGAAAUUGACAGUGACGGGAAAUGUAGAUCCAGUUGAAUUAGUUUCAAAAUUGAAGAAACUGUGUCACACUGAAAUACUCUCCGUCGGACCAGCAAAAGAGCCAGAAAAGAAGAAAGAUGAGCCGAAGAAAGAGGAUGCAAAGAAAGCGGCGGUGGCGCCGGCAGCGGCAACAGCAGCAAUAAAGGCAUAUCCAGCUCCAGUUCUCUAUCAAUAUCAGUAUCAGCAACCUUAUCCGCAUUACCCUACCCCUGUUCCUGCUUAUCAGCACUAUUACAGUGUGGAAGAGGAUCCUAAUUCUUGUGUUAUCUGCUAACUUCACUUCUUUCCGGAAUUUUAUCAUACAGUUGGUAUGUGUUCAAUUGUAUACUCUCUACCUCUACGAGGUAAUAGUAAAAUCUGCCUAGACUCUACGAGAUCACUUGUGAGAUUUCAUUUCACUGGAUACAUUGUUGUAUUAUAUUUGGUUGAAGAAAUGAAAGUUAAGAGGAUAAGUAUUUGAAGCUGAAAAAGAAUAGGAGCAUCUAAGAAUACAAAUUGUGUUUGGAUUGAACUUCACCUGGAAAAAAAGCACUGAAAAUUAUUUCCAGUUCACUUGAAAGGCUGUAUAUUGAAGUCAAGUCACCAAUCUUGACACAUUGUAGUUA
Messenger RNA from Solanum verrucosum, 881 nucleotides. RefSeq names its product heavy metal-associated isoprenylated plant protein 12-like. Gene Ontology annotation, molecular function: metal ion binding. The record is from RefSeq and is a predicted model, not a curated record. The coding region runs from base 122 to 550 and encodes 142 amino acids. The transcript has 3 exons. NCBI's taxonomy places the organism in Eukaryota, Viridiplantae, Streptophyta, Magnoliopsida, Solanales, Solanaceae.